AACAUCAUGGAAUCGUGUGGAAUGAAUGUUAUCAAAUACAUCCUUUUUAUCUUCAACUUAAUUUUCGCGAUAUCUGGUUUAGGUAUUAUUGUGGCUGGUGCAUGGGUAUUAGCAGAUGUCGGUGAAUUCGAUCAUUUCAUGGAAAGUAGAAUAAUGGCACCACCUAUAGUGCUUAUAGUAGCGGGAUUUAUUGUUUUCGCCAUAGCUUUUCUAGGAUGUUACGGAGCAAUAAAGGAGCAUUACAACAUGUUGAUUGCGUUUGCGGUCGCAUUGUUAAUAAUCUUCAUAAUUGAGCUCGCGGUGGGCAUAGCUGCAGCAGUGUUUAAAAACGAUUUUAGCAUGGCGAUGAAGAAUACCCUAAAGGAAUCGAUAAAAAACUAUACGGAGACUGACAGGCAAGCCUGGGAUAACAUACAGAAAAAGCUGCAAUGUUGCGGUGCGGAUGGUCCUAGAGAUUGGAUUGAUAAUCCAGCAGGAAUCCCGUCAUCAUGUUGCAAUGAGACAAUGUUGGUCUGUCAAAUCGCGACAGCAAAUACAGAAGGAUGCUUUAGAAAGUUGGAAAUGCGAGUUCAAAAUAGUGCGACAGUCUUAAUUGGUGUGGGCAUUGGAAUAGCUUUUGUGGAGAUUGCCGGUAUUGUUCUUGCUUGUUGCCUCGCAGCGGCUAUAAAAAAAGAAAACGAUAAAUGA
Molecule: messenger RNA, 687 nt
Organism: Atta colombica
Lineage: Eukaryota; Metazoa; Arthropoda; Insecta; Hymenoptera; Formicidae
Product: CD151 antigen
Exons: 5
Coding region: 7-687 (226 amino acids)
Cellular component (GO): membrane
Source: RefSeq, a predicted model, not a curated record